Messenger RNA from Ficedula albicollis (Collared flycatcher), 1126 nucleotides. RefSeq names its product chymotrypsin like (gene CTRL). Gene Ontology annotation, biological process: proteolysis. The record is from RefSeq and is a predicted model, not a curated record. The coding region runs from base 321 to 1106 and encodes 261 amino acids. Gene Ontology annotation, molecular function: serine-type endopeptidase activity. The transcript has 6 exons. NCBI's taxonomy places the organism in Eukaryota, Metazoa, Chordata, Aves, Passeriformes, Muscicapidae.
ACAGUACCUUCCCACGUCCCUCUUUACUUGUGGUACAGUGUGUACCUGUCACUGCUGCCCCCAGCUGACACAAGGCCACAGGGACCCUUAACCUGAGCAGCUGAGCCACGUGGCUCCCUGGCUGCUAUAAAGCUCCUGGUCCCCAGGAGUCCAGCCUAUCUCCUUUCAGGAUGGCGUUCCUGUGGGUAGUUGCCUGUCUGGCUCUUGCCAGCGCCGUCUCAGGUAAGUGCUGCCCAUGGGUGUGGGAAGGUGCUCGGGGUGCAGCAGGAUGCCUUGGAGGGUGACACGGUGCCACCCACACCAGCACAGGCAGCACCCAGAUGAGUCCUGAGCUUUUUGGUCACCCCUGUGCCUCUCCUGCAGGCUGCGGGGUGCCCGCCAUCAGUCCCUCGCUGUCCUACAACGAGAGGAUCGUCAAUGGGCAGAACGCUGUGCCCGGCUCAUGGCCCUGGCAGGUGUCCCUGCAGACCCGCACAGGAUCCCACUUCUGCGGUGGCUCUUUGAUCAACCAGUACUGGGUCGUCACAGCUGCCCACUGCAACUUCAACCCGCUCUCCCACGUCGUUGUCCUCGGGGAAUACAGCCUGGCUUCCAGCUCUGAGGCCGUUCAAGUGAAGACCGUGUCCAGGGCCAUCACCAACCCCGGCUGGAACCCCAACACCAUGAACAACGACAUCACCCUGCUGAGGCUGUCCACGCCCGCCCAGCUGGGAGCCCGUGUGAACACCGUCUGCCUGGCCCCUGCCAACCUGGUCCUGCCCAGCAACGCCUGGGCUGUCACCACCGGCUGGGGACGCACCAACCCCAACUCCCAAGCCUUGGCAACAGUCCUGCAGCAGGUGUCCGUGCCCCUGAUCUCCCAGAGCCAGUGCAUGCAGUACUGGGGCAAUGCCAUCACCAGCGCCAUGAUCUGUGCCGGUGGCAACGGUGCCACCUCCUGCCAGGGUGACUCUGGUGGACCUCUGGUGUACCAGACUUCGAAUGGCUGGACCCUCAUUGGCAUUGUGUCCUGGGGAACCUCCAACUGCAACAUCAACACUCCGGCCAUGUACACUCGCGUCAGCCAGUUCCGUAACUGGAUCGACGCCAUCGUCGCUCAGGGAUAAAUCUGUGGCCAGUGUGAUCC